AUGGCGUCACAUUUAAGAUACCUGGCACGGCCUCAAUUGGCGUGUCUUCAAGCCACCUCAAUUGGUCUCCGAUCCUCCAUUCCGAUCUUCCCACUAUUGCGAUGCUUUUCAACGACAUCCCCAGCCCUUGACUGGCUUACGCCCAAGUUUAUGGAGAAGUCAAAGUCGCCCAAGGGUCGUCCACACGUCGCAACCGGAGGUUCAUCGCGAGGUACAACAGUUGUGUGGGGUGAUUAUGGCUUGCGGAUGAAAGACCACGACCGUCGACUACCAGCCUCUUCGCUCAAAAUCGCAGAGGAGACCAUCAAACGACGGCUAAGAGGAAUGAACUACACAUUAUACAAGCGUGUGAGCGCCAACAUUGGUGUGUACACCAAGGGUAAUGAGCAGCGUAUGGGUAAAGGAAAGGGUAAAUUCGACUACUGGACGGCAAAGGUUGCUGUUAGCAGGGUUGUUUUUGAGCUCAAGGGAGAUAUCCACGAAAAGAUUGCAAGGGAGGCUUUCCGUCUGGCAGGUCACAAGUUGCCCGGUCUAUGGGAAUUUGUGCACAAGGGCGACCCGCCAGUUGUUGGCAUUACAAAGCUCGGAAAUGGUGUGACUUUGGAGUCCCUUAAGCGGGCACGCAGAAACCCGCCCCUCGGCACAAACGCGAUGCCUAACCCUCCCAAGACCACAUCCUCGAGCCCCGACGCCUCGCAAUAA
Molecule: messenger RNA, 702 nt
Organism: Aspergillus calidoustus
Lineage: Eukaryota; Fungi; Ascomycota; Eurotiomycetes; Eurotiales; Aspergillaceae
Source: the annotation of a GenBank genome assembly